Molecule: messenger RNA, 5827 nt
Organism: Athalia rosae (coleseed sawfly)
Lineage: Eukaryota; Metazoa; Arthropoda; Insecta; Hymenoptera; Athaliidae
Gene: Vg
Product: vitellogenin-like
Exons: 7
Coding region: 66-5648 (1860 amino acids)
Biological process (GO): lipid transport
Molecular function (GO): lipid carrier activity
Source: RefSeq, a predicted model, not a curated record
GUUGCUAUAAAAGGUGCUCUUUAAAUCUCGGUGUUCACUCCACAUUGGGAAUCUCAGUAGUAACCAUGUGGUCUCCGCUGUUCCUCUGCAUCCUCCUUGGAGGAGCUGUCUUGGCUGAUUCCAAUCAGCAGCAGCAGCAACAUGCCUGGAAAAGUGGUAGCGAGUACAAGUACCAGGUUCAGGGACGCACUCUUGCAGCUCUGCACCAGGUCGCCGAUCAGUAUACCGGUAUUUUGAUGAAGGCUCAACUCACCGUGCAACCAAAAUCCGCCAACUCUCUCCGAGCCAAGAUCUCCCAGGCUCAGUACGCCCAGAUUCAUACGGAACUUCCGGGUGGUUGGGAAUCUCAAAUUCCUGAGAAGAAGCUCAACUACAAAAAGUUUCCUUUGAGCGGAAAACCCUUCGAAAUCAAGCUGAAAAAUGGAGCGAUCGAUGAUCUGAUCGUCGACGGAAGUGUCCCCAACUGGGAGGUCAACGUACUCAAGAGUAUUGCCAGCCAGUUGCAAGUCGACACUCAGGGUGAAAAUGUCAUGAACUCCAAAUACAACCAGGAAGCCGAAGGGGAUCAAGCCUUUGCAACUUACAAGACCAUGGAAGACUCCGUGACUGGAAAGUGCGAAGUUCUGUACGAUAUUUCGCCUCUUCCCGACUACGUUCUUCAGAGCAAACCUGAACUCGCUCCUCUUCCUCAACUUCGCGGAAACGGACAGAUGAUCGAUGUUGUCAAAUCGAAGAACUUCAGCCACUGCCACCAGGACAUGACUCAUCAUUAUGGUUUCAACGAAAUGAACGACUGGAAACUUGGUACCAACGACAACGGAGAAUUCCUUUCGAAAUCAUCGGUGAGUCGCGUCAUUCUUUCUGGAAGUUUGGACCGCCACGUAAUCCAGUCAUCUGUUACCACUAACAAAGUGAUAAUGAGCCCCCAACUACACAACGAACAAAGUGGUAUGGUGGUCAGCAGAUUGAAUCUCACUCUUGCUGAAGUCAGCGAACCAUCAGACAGUAUCUCUUCUCCCAGCAACCCUGAAUCUACCGGAAAUCUUGUCUACCGCUACCAACCGAGACAGAGUGGCGACGAUGAAAACGACAGCUCAAGCUCCAGUUCCAGCUCCAGUUCAAGUUCAAGCUCGAGUUCAAGUUCAAGUUCAAGUUCAAGUUCUAGUUCAAGUUCAAGUUCAAGUUCCAGCAGUUCCGAUAGUGACUCUAGCUCCAGUUCCGACUCGAGUUCCGAAUCGGAUUCAAGUUCCAGUUCCAGCAGUUCCAGCGAGGAGGAUCAGAAUCAGAAGCGUAACAAGCGAAGCGCCAAUAAGAACAAUGACAGUGACGAAGAAGAAGACCUAGCCAACGCUCCCGCUGAUGAUAUAUUUGAUAUGAUGAGUGGUGACGAUGGGAAAUCCAAAAGGAAAGUUCUCGAAGCCAAUGGAGUAAACUGGCUCAAGAAGGCUGCCCAGGAGAUCGGUCAGGAUCUUCAAAAUCCUAGCAGCAUUCCCAAAGAACAAACCCUAGACAAAUACGAAAUUCUGGUCAGCUUGAUCCGCUCCAUGAGCGCCCAAGACAUUAGGAAGGCUGCAUCCAGCUUAUAUCAACCUGCCGAUAAGACAAACUCAAAAAGCCAGAGCGAUAGCGCCCGUAGAUCAGCCUGGGCAGCGUUCCGUGAUGCCGUAGCUGCUGCCGGAACCAGUCCAGCUCUCCUCAACAUCAAAGAAUGGAUAGAACAGGGUAAAAUCCGAGGAUUGGAAGCCGCAGAGAUCGUCAGUUCUCUUGCACAAGCCAGCCGAGGACAGAGUGCAGAGUACAUCGAGGCUUUCUUCUCAAUGGCCACAACACAGGCUGUGACCCAGCAACGUUUCCUGAAUUCCGCCGCAAUCCUUGCAUUCACCGAGGCGGCUCGUUUAGCUCAGAUGAGCAACGACUCCGCGCACAACCCCUGUUCAGUUCACGGAGGCGCCGGAUCUUCCUCAAAGGGCAAUUCACUCGUUGCUCAAAAAUAUCUUCCUUACCUGACUCGCGAACUGAAAUCUGCCAUCCGGGCGGCCGAUGCCCCCAAGAUUCUCGUUGCCAUCCGAGCCCUGGGAAAUCUCGCCCACCCCCAGAUGCUCGCCGUCUUUGAACCCUUCUUGGAAGGUCGCGAGGAUGUUUCAGACUUCCAACGUCUGGCUAUGGUCGUCGCCAUGGACAAACUCAUCGAACUCCAUCCUAAACUCGCUCGCUCUGUGCUUUACAAGAUUUACCAAAACACCGGCGAAGCUUGCGAGGUCCGUUGCGCCGCUGUCUUCCAGCUUAUGAAGACCAACCCACCUGCCAGUAUGCUCCAGCGGAUGGCUCAUUUCACCAACUGGGAUUUGAACAGACAAGUGAACUCUGCUGUCAAAACUGCGAUUGAAAACGCUGCAGAACUUGAGAACGAGGAUCAGAGCGAACUCGCUGAGAACGCUCGUGCCGCCAGAGAUAUGCUCAGUCCGAAAACUUACGGACUUCAGUACUCUCAGAGUUACUUGAGGGACUACGCCAUCGAGAAAAUGAACCUUGCGUACCAACUUUCGGCCCUGUCUAUCGGAAGCGAAGAUCACAUCCUUCCUCAGGCUAUUUUGUCUAGGCUGGAGACCAACUAUGCCGGCUACAACGCCCCUGCCACGGAAAUAGGAUUCAUGGUAUCGAGCAUCGAUGACUUGACCAACUUCGUGGCCAAGCAAAUGGAUGACGGUGACAAUAAUGCACAGAACCAGAAGGAGAACCGAAACCAGAAAAAACGUGGGAACGCUAAGGCUUCUUGGACACCGGAGAGAAUCGCUAAAUUGUUGAAGAUCGAAUCCAACGACGCAGAGCAGAUCGAAGGACAGAUGAUCUUCAACAGUAUGAACAGCCACCGCUUUAUCACUUUUGAUAAUCACACCAUCGAGCUCAUCCCCAACGCGAUCAGAAUGAUGGCCGCAGCUCUGAGGCAGGGCCAGAGCUUCAACACCACGAAAUUCUGGAACAGACGUAUGACUUUGAGUUUCCCAACUGAAAUGGGUUUCGCAUUCGUUUACGAUAUGAGAAAGCCGACCCUCUUCAAGGCUGGCGGAGAAGCUCAAGCGCGCAGCGAUCCCGACAUGUCUCGCGGUUCGCGCAACGAGUGGCAGGUUCCAUCUACCGUCAAUAUGACCGCUGAUAUUCACGUCGUCUACUCCCAACAGAUCCAAGCUAAACUUGGAUUCAUGACUCCGUUCGAUCGUCAGUCGUACAUGGCUGGUGUCACGACGAACUUCCAGGCCAAUCUUCCGAUUCGCGUUCACGUGGAUCUCGACAUGGAGAACGAUCAUGUUCGCGUUAAACUACAGCCCAUCCAGCAAAACCGCGACUACAAUCUGAUCCACAUCAGUACUUUACCUUUCACCACUAAAACUGACUACGAAAGCAUGAGCCCCCUCGCUCUUGACAAAAAUACGCGGUCCGUUCACACCAGGAAAGCUUCUCAGAUCGAGCACGUUUUCGGUCAGGAAAGCACUGGGCUUGUUUUCCGUGUUAAAGGAGCGUCGGAAGAAGACCCUCGCCAGAGCAUGUGGCAACAGGCUUACGAACACGUAACUAAACAUGACUUCGUAUCCGCCUUCGCCUUCCCACUCGCUCAGCAGAGCAUAGUUUACAAAAGUUACGAUUUGAUCGUGGACUCUGAACGCAGCGAUGCCAAUGCCGUCGUAAUGACCUUGUCUUGGAACAGCGAGAGGUCCGAUAACGCCAACGAGAAGGGUAAUCGUAAGCACGAUCAAUCAGCUUCUCGCAAAGUACCUCAGCCGUCCACCCAAAAACCUGACAGUCAAAAACGUCAGAAGGAAAUUGAAGAUCAAGCAGGUGAAGGUAUCCAAGACGCCGAUGUCUACUCCGUGGACAUUGGAGUCCAGUUCCAAGGAAAGAGCAACGCCCAGUACGUAGCAACGGCUGCUUGGGCUCGCAGCAACACCGACGAGAAGUCUCGCUUUGUCUUUUACCAUCACAAGAACUCAGUUCAGCAGAAGACUUACGAAAUCUGCCUCACUGCCGAAUCUGAACAACCGAAUGUACCCGAACUCAAUGCCGUCAAGGCUUUGAAAGCUGACGAAAGUAGCAAGGUCUCGCUCGCUGUCCGUUUCGGUCAACGAUGCCAAUCCGGAGCCAAGGUCAUGGUUCAAGGUAAAUUGCAACAAAGCGAAGAACUCGAGGCUUACCUCCGUCAAAAUGAAAUGGCUCGAGUAUGCAGCGAACAGAUGGAAGAGGGUGACAAUGCUCUUCCCGCUUGUCGCAACAUCACCGCCCGCGCCAACCAAAUGGACCAAGCUCAUUUCACCGUUAUGUUCGAGAACGUGCCGGACAACGCCAAGAACAUGACCGUCUCUGCCUUCAGGCUAGCCCAGUACCUCGCCCAUCCCAAUGCCUGGGAAAAUAUGAUCGACCCUAAAAACCAAGAAGCUAACAGAAUGGACAUCGACGUCAACUUGUCCGAGGACUUCCAAAACCUCAACAUUUCCAUCAACGCUCCCCGUAUGGAUGCCAACUUUACCGAUGUUCAGAUGGCUGAUUGGGUUCGUCCCAUGUUGGCUAUUCAUCCAUCCCAAUCCGCAUCUGAACGUCUUGCGGAUGAAGCUAUGGGCGGACAAUUGAAUCCUACCUGCGUCUUGGACAACAACUCUGCCAACACCUUCGACAACAAGACUUACCCAGUCGAGCUCGGAAAAUGCUGGCACGUAGUGAUGACCACUGUACCCGAGGAAGACCCUGACAACGACAACGAGGAAUUAGAGAUCCCAGAGAAUAUGCGCAUCACCGUGGUUGCCCGUGACGUCAGUGAAAAUGCCAAAGAAGUGAAACUCACUCUUGGUGAAGACGAGAUCGAAUUUUCUCCCUCCCAAUCAUCGCCCAAGGUCCAAGUUAACGGAAAGCACGUUCAGAUUUCGAAAGACCAGAGCUACACCGAGAUGGACGAUGACAACGAAGAGGUUGUCUUCGAAAUCUACGGACUUCCCGAUGACACCGUAAAACUCUCUUCGGACGAAUACGGAAUCGAAGCAGUCUACGACGGUUCUCGCAUGAAGAUUUCGGUCGCCCAAAAAUACCGUGGCUCUAUCCGCGGUCUGUGCGGUACCUUCAACGGUCAAUCAUCCGACGACUUCACUUCACCUCAAAAUUGCAUCCUCAAGAGGCCCGAGGAGUUCUCAGCCAGCUACGCCUUGACGGGUGACCAGUGCAGCGGUCCAGCCAAGCAAAAUGCACAGAAGGCUCAGGAGGCUUAUUGCGUUCGAAAGAUGACCCUUUUGGGUAAUGUUGUCAGCGAACAGGAGGCCGGACGUUCCAAACAGCACAAGCACGAGAACGCGGACAGACAAUCCAAGAAACAGAGUAGCCAGAGUUCGAUGAAAAAUCAAAACUCUCGUCCUCACUGGACCCACCGAACGAAAAUCGUUCAAGAAGACGGACAGACUUGUUUCUCUUUGAGACAAGUCCCGGCUUGUGCUCCAGGUAGCCACGCUGUCCACCAAAAGCAAAAAUCCAUCCAGUUACAUUGCGUGCCUAACGGUGAAGCUACUUCGAAGUACGUCAAACGAAUCCGCGAUGGCAAGGAGGAGGACUUCAGUAGGAAAUCAGUUUCCAAGACCAUCAAAGUCAACGUCCCAACGGUCUGCGCUGCUUAGUUAUAAUCCAACGAUCUAAAAUUAUGAGAAUUUAGUUAUUAUAUCAACUCUUGGCGAUAAACCCCGUGAUUUUAUACCGAAUAGAAAGAAGAAAAAAUUAUCACAUUGUGCUCUAAAUUAUUACAGUCGUAGGUUUUGUUUAGAUUAACUUUUAAUAAAAUCACAGAAUAUGCAUUGAU